This is a messenger RNA of Anopheles darlingi, 1513 nucleotides long. RefSeq lists its product as uncharacterized. NCBI's taxonomy places the organism in Eukaryota, Metazoa, Arthropoda, Insecta, Diptera, Culicidae. Bases 303 to 1418 code for a protein of 371 amino acids. The record is from RefSeq and is a predicted model, not a curated record. The transcript has 3 exons.
UGACGGUGUUUGGCGUUGGUAGAGUGCGCUGGUCUAGUGCUAGUAAUGUAAGCGAAUACGAAUAUUUACAUUAUGCACUAGCAAGAGUAUGCUGCACUUGUGCAAGCAGUGACGAUGAUGGUCAUAUGCUUCCAACAUGAUGCUGCUGUUAAACACCGGUGGAAGCUUACACAUCGAGGAUGCUAUUUGCUAUGUUUCACUAUAUAAAGCGCUAGUUAGCAUUGACUUAACCAUCAAUCUAAAGCAGCCACCGACGUAGAGCUUUCACGUGGAAACCACCAAGUGGACCAGCAUCAUCAAACAUGGGAUCUAAGACGGGACUGUGCUUUCUUAUCGCCACAUUGCUGUUCAUUCAGCACUCCGGCCGUGCGGACGCCUUUGGUUGGUGGUUUCUCUGGGCGGCAUCAACCGAACGAACGGCAUCAACGGCGACGACGCAGACGGUAGCCAACAUACUGGUAGCAGUCGAUCAAUCGGCUAAUGGUCUGCAAAUUGAGGUUGGCAAUCGGGAGAACACUGACUCGGCCGGCAUUGAUGGUGGCACCAACAUCACCAACGUGGAAGUCAAUUAUGCUCGAGCACUGCUGCUCGGAGGAAGUGGUUCCAAUCGGACCUUUAACUCCAAAUUAUUUCCGGACAAUCUGGGCGACAUUAAGGAAGGUAGAGCGAUUCCGGUCUCCAUCUCCCCCGAUACCUGGAUCGAAGGGGUCCUGGAUGCCUAUUACACGGCAGCGAACGAAAGUGGUCUAGGUCGAUUGGAUCAACUUACGGAGCGCUACCAGGAUAUCGCCGGAUACGCUCAGGACGUAGAAGCGAUGCUCGACCGUAUCCGGAUUGCGUUCGGUAUAGAGCUAAACCGGAACUUGCUAACGUUGGAGACGACGGUGAUGCGCUGUGCCCGGAAUCAGGGACUAGACGCUUUGGCCCGCCAUGUCUUUGAAGGUGGAAACGAUUGUGUAAGAGAUCGACUGGACAUUUUGCGCGAAGCUCAGCUUCAAGCGGUUCAAAAUAUCAGCGGACACCUUAUACAGUGGGAUGCGGAGGAGGUACGUGGUGAUAUCGAGAACUGUAAAGAAAACCACGAGGCGGAAUCGAAUGUCAGUGAUCUGUGGACCACCAAUGGAUUUCAAUUGGCAUGCAUUUCUCAGAUUCUACAUCGAGUACAUCAGCAGACGCUACUAUUGUCUUACACCACCGAUCAACUGACAGCAGGUGCUAAUGAGGUUUUGGGCACCGGCAAGGCUCAAAUUCUUCAAUGUGCGGCCGACCUGGUAGAGCUAUCCAAAGAAAGCCUACUGCGAAUUUCAACCAUCAUCAGUGGAUGCCAAGAAACGGUGAAUGUGUAUCUGAAUGAUAUCGAGAAUAAUCCGAAGGUUCUAGUUACCAAUCAAACAGUUGCAACAGUAAACAACUCAUAGCUUACCAUAAAAAGUUGUCUCCAAUUACAAUAAGACACAAAAACGUGCUGUCAUUACUUGCAUCUACCCAUUCAGAGAGCGUUUGUUUUGGUGGC